UUUCCUUUUGCAAUGCAGAUUUCUAUUAAGACUUUGAAGGGAAAGAGCAUAAACCUAGAGGUUGACGAUAGCUCCAACUCCAUCGACCUCAAGAUCCAUGGGGAGCCGAUGCGUGGAUUGGUUUUGCGUCUGGGUCCUGUUCCGGAUCCUAGUCCAAGUGAAGCCUUUCGGAUUUUUGUAUCAACUCUCGGAGGUACUACUUCUACCUUCAUGGUUAAGAGGUCCGUUACCAUUGGAAAAAUCAAGGCCAAGAUUGAGGAGAAGGAUGGCAUUCUAGUGAAAGAUCAGAUAUUGAUAUUUGAAGGCAAGCGGCUCGAUGACAGUCUCACCAUAGCUGACUGUGAUAUCGAGGAUGAGUCGACACUUCUCUCGAUGGUAGCUCAAUGCGGUUGCUAAAAUGUCUCUCUGUUUAUUUUCCAAAACUUUUAUCUAUAUCAGUUCCAAAUACAUGGUGUUCGAUUUCCAAACACUAUUCAGUAGAUGUUUGAUUCAUUCUGUGUCGUGAC
Molecule: messenger RNA, 506 nt
Organism: Camelina sativa (false flax)
Lineage: Eukaryota; Viridiplantae; Streptophyta; Magnoliopsida; Brassicales; Brassicaceae
Product: polyubiquitin-like
Molecular function (GO): protein binding
Source: RefSeq, a predicted model, not a curated record